AUGGACCGAGCUCGCAGACUUAUCUCAGACUCUGUUGCAUACGAGCCUCUAGAAGACUCGGUGGAGGAUGAAACUAAUACAGAACAGUCUGAGCUCCAGCCACGAUCUCGCUUUUCGAGGCUUGAAUAUGGGGUAUUCUUUCUUUUGGGAGUGACCAUGUUAUGGGCAUGGAACAUGAUGCUAGCUGCUGCACCUUAUUUCCACCAACGUUUCGAGUCAAAUAAGUGGACAUCGACGCAUUAUCAAUCGUCUAUCCUGUCGGUCUCGACCAUCACCAAUCUCGCCACAGCAUAUACUCUCGCCAGAGUACAAAAGAAUGUCUCUUACCCAUGGCGCGUGACGCUCGCGCUGUUAAUGAAUUGCUUUUUCUUUACUCUUCUCGCAAUCUCCACAAUUCUUUUUACAAAUGUUUCGGCGAAGGGCUAUUUCGCUUUCCUGAUGGUGAUGGUAUGGGGUGCCAGUCUGGCCACUGGUCUCAACCAGAAUGGAGUUUUUGCAUACGUUUCGAGCUUUGGCAGGGAAGAAUACACGCAAGCGAUUAUGAGUGGCCAAGGCGUUGCUGGUGUGUUGCCGUGCAUUGUCCAGAUUAUCUCUGUCCUGGCAGUACGGAGGAAAGCCGAAGGUGAUCACGGAUCGCAGGCAUUGUCGCCGAAGUCUGCCUUUAUCUACUUUAUAACUGCAACCGGAGUCUCAGUGCUGACAUUGCUGGCAUUUCUCCAUCUUCUACGGCAGAGGCCUGAUUUGCAACACAAGUCAACUGAAGAAGAGAAUGAGACUCUCGUCGGUCAUGACCAUGUGCAUGAUAAGACUGUGAGUUUAGGGGAACUCUUCAAGAAGCUCCGAUAUUUGUCCAUUGCUGUGUUUCUAUGCUUCACAAUCACCAUGCUGGCAUUCCCGGUCUAUACCUCGAACAUUUUGUCGGUCAAUGAUCCGGCCAAAUCAAGGAUGUUCGACCCUUCCGUCUUCAUCCCGUUGGCCUUCCUGUUCUGGAAUGUGGGAGACCUUUGUGGAAGAUUGUUCGUGGCUAUUCCAGGACUUUCUCUUGCCCAUCGCCCAUGGGUCGCCUUUAUUUUCUCCGUUGCACGUAUUGGCUUCAUCCCGCUUUAUCUGUUUUGCAACGUAAAAGGCAAUGGGGCUCUCGUGUCGAGCGACUUUUUCUACCUUUUCAUUGUCCAGCUUAUGUUCGGGAUUACCAACGGGGAUUUGGCUUCUAGCUGCAUGAUGGGUGCAGGCUACUGGGUGGCACCCCACGAGCGAGAAGCCGCGGGUGGAUUUAUGAACAUGAUGCUCGUUGGCGGGCUGACGGCUGGUAGCUUGUUGAGCUUCCUCGUUUCCAAUUAA
Penicillium odoratum is the source of this 1341-nucleotide messenger RNA. RefSeq names its product nucleoside transmembrane transporter FUN26. The transcript has 2 exons. Gene Ontology annotation, molecular function: nucleobase transmembrane transporter activity; nicotinamide riboside transmembrane transporter activity. Gene Ontology annotation, biological process: nucleoside transmembrane transport. The record is from RefSeq and is a predicted model, not a curated record. Bases 1 to 1341 code for a protein of 446 amino acids. Gene Ontology annotation, cellular component: fungal-type vacuole membrane; plasma membrane. NCBI's taxonomy places the organism in Eukaryota, Fungi, Ascomycota, Eurotiomycetes, Eurotiales, Aspergillaceae.